AUGGAGCAGUUGGGGUGGAGGGGGAGAAGGAGGCAAAUCCCACCUGAGAUCAAGAGGCCGAAGCGGUGGGGUCGGUCCCGACAGGCGGCGCCGCGGUGGCGGAUGCCCUUUCGUCGGGGUGGCCUCGAUCUUGGGCGGCGGAGACAAAGACCCCGCGCCGCCGUCGGAGCCCGGACGCGCAGGGCCUGCGAUGACGUGCGGCGGCGGCGGAGGUGGGCAGAAGGUGUUCGGCGGCCGGAAUCUAGGGCGUCGACGGCGAGGGCGGUCGUGGCGGCUGGAAGGGAAAAGGGGAGGGAAGCAACCCGCGCGCUGAAAUGUCCCUCCCGCCAAAUGCUCUUUGUGGCAGAUAUGGCCCACCGGUCAGUUUCUUACAAGAAAACCGGCCCUGACCGCUUCGAUCCAGGGAAAACCGACUCUUUCUCUCCAUCCAGGCCGGACAGGCAAAAAAAACCUUCGUCUCCUCCAGACCACCAUCCCCCGUGCUACUUCACCCUGCCUCCCCCUCACUGCCACCACCGCCACACCCCGCCGGCCACUCCCUCCACCCCACCGCAACCACCAGCACCGCCCCCUCCCUCCUCCGCCCCCGCCCCCCGCCUCCUCACCAUAUGCCAUGCGGUGCUGCUCGCGGAGCUCCUCCUCGCGACCGGCGCAGUCGCUCGGGCGGACGACGACGAGUGGGACAGGACGAGCGACAGCGGGAGAGGGGUCGUGUACGGCGCGAGGAAGCCGCCCAGCUUCAGCGCGCCCAUGGUGGUGCUCCUCGUGGUGCUCAUCGCCACCUUCUUCUUCAUCGGCUUCUUCUCCAUCUACAUCUGCCAGUGCGGCCGCGGGAACUCCCCCACCAUCCCGGCCGCGGCCUUCCUCGUGCUGUCGCGGUAGGAGCAACAACAGUAGGCCCGGCCGCGUGGGCUCGACCCGGAGGUGGUCGCCUCCUUCCCCGCCAUGACCUACGCCGAGGCGAGGGAGCUCCAUGAGAAGGAAGCGGGAGGCAAGGGCGAGGACAGCACGGCCGUGCUCGAGUGCGUCGUCUGCCUCAGCGAGUUCGAGGACGGGGACCAGCUCCGCCUCCUCCCCAAGUGCAGCCACGCGUUCCACCCGGACUACAUCGGGGAGUGGCUCGUCGGCCACGUCACCUGCCCCGUCUGCCGCUGCAGCCUCGCCCCGGAGGAGCCAGCAGCCACGGCGGCGGCCGAAGCGGACGGCGCCGGCGGGGAGGAGCAGCGGGCGCCGGAGGUGUCCAUCGACAUGAACCGCGAGGGCGACGGCGAGGAGCAGGAGGAGAGAAUGAGGGAAGCAGCGGAGCUGGAGUGGAUCGACAGCAUGCGGCGCGCGGUGCGAUCGCGGUCGCGGUCGGGGCGGCCGUUCUCACACGCGCACUCGACGGGCCACUCCCUCUCCGCGCGGUUCGACGGCGACUUGGAGCGGUUCACGCUGCGCCUCCUGGAGCACGUGCGCAGGGACAUGGUGACCGCGGGCGAGGAGAGCCUGCGCCACACAGUGGCGCGGGACGCCGGCACACGCAGCACGCGGAUCGGACGGUCCGACAUGCGACCAGAACCGUCAAGCAGCGCCGGCGACGCCGCGGACGGUGAGGAGGCGGGGGCGCAGGAGGGAGGGGCGGUGCUGGUGGUUGCGGUGGGGUGGAGGGAGUGGCCGGCGGGGUGUGGCGGUGGUGGCGGUGAGGGGGAGGCGGGGUGGAGGAGCAGGGGAGAUGGUCUGGAGGAGACGAAGGUUUUUUUUUGCCUGUCCGGUCUGGAUGGAGAGAAAGAGUCGGUUUUCCCCUGA
Molecule: messenger RNA, 1788 nt
Organism: Hordeum vulgare subsp. vulgare (domesticated barley)
Lineage: Eukaryota; Viridiplantae; Streptophyta; Magnoliopsida; Poales; Poaceae
Product: E3 ubiquitin-protein ligase Os03g0188200-like
Exons: 3
Source: RefSeq, a predicted model, not a curated record